CCUUACUUGGGCUGAGUAAGAACUACUAGACGGACUGAACGUGCGCCUUGACGGUCCUGCAAAGCCUAACUGUGACCCUGCUAUUUUCACCUUGCACAUCACUAGCAAUCGGCUACGACCAAUACGACUACCUAGGUGGCAGUAGCCUCGGAAGCUGCCUCGUCGAUGGGCCGCAUCUUGGCAGUGAGGCAGGCUGUGCAUCUCGGUAUUCUCAAACCAGUAUGGCCACCCGCCGGCUUGGCCAACGCCUGGAUUGAGUGAUAUAUUCAACAGAUGCAGUCGAGUUCUUCCGCUGCGACGCCAUAGGACAACCACGGUACUCAUGAUCUGUCCCUCCAUCACCGCUCCCACCAUCGUCCACCAUGUCCGCAACCACGAGCUCCCCUUCAGCACCAGCUCCUGCUCCUUCCACCCAUGCAACCCUCUCCUUCCACAAAUCCGACACCAUCCGCCUCCUUAGCUUCCCGUCCGACAUCACGUCGGCUCUCAAGUCCGUCAUCCUUGCCUCCUGGCCAUCCGGACUCGAAUCCCAUGGCAGCUUCAGCCAAUCCUACCAGUACAAGGUCAGGGGCAAGCCCUUCGGCUAUUAUGGGACCCAGCACCACGUCGGCGGCAUCCGCCUGCUGCGGGACGUGCUUGCCUUCCUGUACACCCGCGGCUGGGACCUGCUCACGCCGCUGCUGUGCAGCCGCCGCUACACGGCCAAGGACACGCUCAUCUUCCGUCAUGUUGUUGCGCCGCGGCCGGCCGUGGAAUGGCUUUCUCUGGCGCCUAUGGGGACCGAUAAGCUCCGGGUUGUCUACGAUGCGGAUGGGGCAGGGUUGUCUGGCAUGGACGCCGACCACGAUCAUCUGGGGGUGCUGAUUUCGGAGGUCAAGAAGGUGUUGGAGGAGUUGGAGUACUAUGGGAAGGGUGGAUGGAGUCACGAUUCGUUCGAGUUUGAAAUGAAGGGGCGGCCAUGGCGCUCGCGGGGCGAGGCGAGUGUCAAGAUGAGGAUCAUGCUGAUGCGUCUGCUCGAGACGCUGGAAGGUUACGGGUGGAGGCUCUACAGCGGCUUUGUGCAGCGCACGGGGUCGGACGAGGACAGGAUUCUGGAUACUUGGUACUUCGUGCGCGGGAGGGACAAAGUGCCCACGUCGGUGCCAUGAACUAGGUGCUGGGUGGUUGGGAGACGACUGCCUCAGUCUCAAAGCAUGGACAAUCCCGUUGCGCGGGAGGCAGGC
This is a messenger RNA of Chaetomium strumarium, 1223 nucleotides long. RefSeq lists its product as uncharacterized. The transcript has a single exon. Bases 363 to 1148 code for a protein of 261 amino acids. The record is from RefSeq and is a predicted model, not a curated record. NCBI's taxonomy places the organism in Eukaryota, Fungi, Ascomycota, Sordariomycetes, Sordariales, Chaetomiaceae.